AAAAGUAGGCAUCUACGUUUGGAUCACCACAAUGAACCGAAAGUAAACACUUCAUGUGAAUGCGGUAUAGCUUCAAAGAACCGUAGGAUUGUCGGAGGCAGCACCGUCCAGCCACAUGAGUACCCUUGGCUGGUGUCGCUCAUGCUGGGUCAGAAGCUGCACUGCGGGGGCGCCAUCAUCACCGACCAACAUGUCCUGACAGCCGGACAUUGUAUAACUUUUGGGGUACAUUUCCACGAUUUGACUGUAAACAUUGGUAUGCACGAUCGGUUAGAUACUAACGAAUACUCAGUGCUGAACGUAAUCAACGGCGUCAAACAUCCAAAGUUUACUUCUAAUGCUGUGAGAGAUAUAAAUGAUAUCGCCGUGUUGACUUUAAGUCAGAAAAUCAAAUUUUCCGACAGGGUAAUGCCUAUAUGCUUACCAGAUGAAGACAUGGAUUUCAAGAAAGUUCCAUUGACAGUCGCUGGAUGGGGCAAGACGAGGCAGGGUGCAUUGACAUCCUCUAGAUACCUUCUGGAGACCAAAGUAACCUUGGUGGAUUUCAAAAAGUGUUCAAAGUCGAACAUAUACAGGGACAACCUUGUUCGAGACACCAUGAUGUGUGCCUACAGUCUCGGAAAAGACGCAUGUCAGGGCGAUAGUGGUGGUCCGCUCUUUGCUACACAUGAUAAAACCAAUAACAAGAAAUGGUAUCAAGUGGGAAUCGUAUCAUGGGGAAUAGAUUGUGCGAAACCCGACUAUCCAGAAUGUGGAAGACAAAAAGACAUUCUAGUGUCACAGAGGAUUGUCGGCGGGCGGAGGGCUCAGCCGCAUUCGUUCCCCUGGGCUAUAGCUAUCCUGAAGAAUGAAAAGAUGCAUUGCGGAGGAGCGCUCAUCACGAACAGACAUAUCCUCAGUGCUGGACAUUGCUUUAAAUGGGACGAUUCCCGAUUAAUGAAAGUCCUAAUAGGCCUGGACGACUUGGACAAACUAGACAACGUAACCACUAGAUCCAUAUCGAAGGUGGUGAUCCAUGAGAAGUUCACUUCGACUGCGGUCAGGGACGAGAAUGACAUAGCCAUCGCGACGCUAAACGAAUCGGUCGUGUUUUCCCCCUUAAUUAUUCCUGUCUGCCUACCAAAUAUAGAUGAAGACUUCGGUGAUUGGGCAGGCAUCAUAGUAGGCUGGGGGCGUGUGGGUGUUGAGAAGGCAUCUUCAAGGACACUAUUGAUGGCAAGCCUUCGAAUAUUGUCAGACGAAAAAUGUGUCAAGUCAGAAUUGGCGCAGCAUCUGAAGCCGACCAUGAUGUGCGCUUUUUCCAAAGGGAAAGACGGGUGCCAGGGAGACAGUGGUGGGCCAUUACUUGUAUUGCGGCCAGACGGAAGAUACUUACAAGCUGGAAUAAUAUCGUGGGGUAUUGGUUGUGCUGAUCCGCGAUAUCCUGGUGUAUACACAAAAGUGAGCAAUUACAUCAGCUGGAUUCAUCAACAUACGAGCGACGGGGUCUCUUGUCCAUAGAUAAUAUUAAAAAUAAUUAA
Amyelois transitella is the source of this 1520-nucleotide messenger RNA. RefSeq names its product tryptase. Bases 142 to 1500 code for a protein of 452 amino acids. The record is from RefSeq and is a predicted model, not a curated record. Gene Ontology annotation, biological process: proteolysis. Gene Ontology annotation, molecular function: serine-type endopeptidase activity. The transcript has 12 exons. Lineage: Eukaryota; Metazoa; Arthropoda; Insecta; Lepidoptera; Pyralidae.